This is a messenger RNA of Dipodomys spectabilis (banner-tailed kangaroo rat), 1747 nucleotides long. RefSeq names its product RAR related orphan receptor C (gene Rorc). Gene Ontology annotation, molecular function: nuclear receptor activity; zinc ion binding; RNA polymerase II cis-regulatory region sequence-specific DNA binding. Lineage: Eukaryota; Metazoa; Chordata; Mammalia; Rodentia; Heteromyidae. Gene Ontology annotation, cellular component: nucleus. The transcript has 11 exons. The record is from RefSeq and is a predicted model, not a curated record. Bases 39 to 1604 code for a protein of 521 amino acids. Gene Ontology annotation, biological process: regulation of transcription by RNA polymerase II.
AGCCAGGGCAGCAAGGACGGCACCAAGGGAGCUGCCCCAUGGACAGGGCCCCACAGAGACACCACCGAGCCUCAAGGGAGCUGCUGGCUACAAAGAAGACCCACACUUCUCAAAUUGAAGUGAUCCCUUGCAAAAUCUGUGGGGACAAGUCUUCUGGAAUCCACUACGGGGUUAUCACCUGUGAGGGGUGCAAGGGCUUCUUCCGUCGGAGCCAGCAGUGUAAUGUGGCCUACUCCUGCACCCGUCAGCAGAAUUGCCCCAUCGACCGCACCAGCCGUAACCGAUGCCAGCACUGCCGUCUGCAGAAGUGCCUAGCACUGGGCAUGUCCCGAGAUGCUGUCAAGUUUGGCCGCAUGUCCAAGAAGCAGAGAGACAGCCUGCAUGCAGAAGUGCAGAAACAACUCCAGCAGCAGCAGCAGCAGCAGCAGCAGCAACAGGAACAAGUAGCCAAGACUCCUCCAGUAGGGGGCCAUGGAGCAGAUAUCCUCACCUAUACCUUGGGGCUCCCAGAUGGCCAGCUGCCCCUCGGUGCCUCACCUGACCUGCCUGAAGCCUCUGCCUGUCCUCCUGGUCUCCUGAGAGCCUCAGGCUCUGGGCUGCCAUAUUCUAACAACUUGGCCAAGACAGAGCCCAAAGGGGCCUCCUGCCACCUUGAGUACAGCCCUCAGAGGGCCAAGGCUGAGACUAGAGAGAGCAUCUCUAGCAGAAACAGCCAGAUUACUCCUGGAAAAUGUGGACUUCCUUUGGAGGGGCCCAGGCACUCUGGGUUUGGGGAUCCAGGACAGGGUCCAGACAGCUACUGCAGCCCCAAUAUCUGCAGUACCCCAGAGGCACCGUAUGCCUCUCUGACAGAGAUAGAACAUCUAGUACAGAAUGUCUGCAAGUCCUACCGAGAGACAUGUCAGUUGCGGCUGGAAGACCUACUACGGCAGCGUAAUAACCUCUUCUCCCGGGAGGAGGUGACCAGCUAUCAGAGAAAGUCUAUAUGGGAGAUGUGGGAGCGCUGUGCCCACCGCCUCACUGAAGCCAUUCAGUAUGUGGUCGAGUUUGCCAAGCGGCUCGCAGGCUUCAUGGAGCUCUGCCAGAAUGACCAGAUCGUACUACUGAAAACAGGAGCAAUGGAGGUUGUGCUGGUCAGGAUGUGCCGGGCCUACAAUGCUGAUAAUCAUACAGUCUUUUUUGAAGGGAAAUACGGUGGCAUGGAGCUGUUUCGAGCCUUGGGCUGCAAUGAGCUCAUCAGCUCCAUCUUCGACUUCUCCCACUCCCUCAGUGCCUUGCGCUUUUCCGAGGAUGAGAUUGCCCUCUACACUGCCCUUGUUCUCAUCAAUGCCAACAGACCAGGGCUCCAAGAGAAAAGGAAAGUGGAGCAGCUGCAGUACAAUCUGGAGCUAGCCUUCCAUCAUCAUCUCUGCAAGACCCAUCGCCAAGGCAUUCUGGCAAAGCUGCCACCCAAAGGGAAGCUCCGGAGCCUGUGCAGUCAGCAUGUAGAAAAACUACAGAUCUUCCAACAUCUCCACCCCAUUGUGGUCCAAGCUGCUUUCCCUCCGCUCUACAAGGAACUCUUCAGCACUGAACUCGAGUCUCCUGAGGGGCUAUCCAAGUGACCUGGAGAAGGGACACCUUUCCUCUCCUUUCAGCCUGCUGGCCCACCUCCCUGGACCCUGUUCCACCAUCAGUCUUUUCCUUCCUAUGCCUCCUGGAGGGUGGUCCUGCCUAUGUCCUUGGGGUGAACAAAUGCUAAGACUGG